AUGUCUUCAGAACGGAGAUGCUUGCAUUCUUCUAUGUGUUACAAGACCUCUCCUCAUGCUGCUGAAGUAGGUUAUAAACAACCAAGUCUGAAGCAAAGGACUGCGGCCACGAGACCCGCAGGAUUCCAAGGACAAUACGGCCGUAUUGAUCCGAGCAUAUAUCCAGCUCCAUUGGUUUUGCCUGGCGAUGACCUUGCACUGGAUCCUGAGUACCCACCGCAAUCUUUUCAAGAGUGGUUGGACGAGGAGGAUCGCAACGAAGUCACUUCGGACAGAAGGACAGUCUAUGUUGUCGCGCCACCCGACUAUGAUGAAGAUGCCCGUUUUGCGCAGGCAUGGACCUCUCCAAGAGUGGGCAAGGCCCAGCAUCAGUUAGUAAGGCCUACUCCACAAGACAUCGUCGGUUACCUCGCGGCAUUUUACCAUGGGGUCCCCGUCAAGCUCCUUCGAGUACCUGACUUUCGUUUUGUUCCUUGGGAUGGUCAACAAUCCAAGAGCCCACCCCGCUUCAUUGGUUUAGCUGUUUCAGACGAGUGCGUUGGCAUUCGGACGCGGGCAUGCCCUGACAAAGUUUACCCUCGGCAAUUGAACCUCGACGAUCUCCUAGAUGUGGCGAUAAGCAUACUGCCCAAGGAUGCGUAUGCCUUGUGUCUUCUCGUGAACCAUGAUCUCUAUGAGGACGCGGAUGAUACGUUCAUCUGCGGACGUGCAUACGGUGGAAGUCGCAUCGCAGUGGUCUCUAGCGCCAGAGCGGGAGCAUUCGUGGCCGGCAUCACAUUGUAA
Molecule: messenger RNA, 783 nt
Organism: Aspergillus viridinutans
Lineage: Eukaryota; Fungi; Ascomycota; Eurotiomycetes; Eurotiales; Aspergillaceae
Exons: 2
Coding region: 1-783 (260 amino acids)
Biological process (GO): proteolysis
Molecular function (GO): metallopeptidase activity
Source: RefSeq, a predicted model, not a curated record